Dryobates pubescens (Downy woodpecker) is the source of this 1160-nucleotide messenger RNA. It is a transcript of the gene ARPC5, whose product is annotated as actin related protein 2/3 complex subunit 5. Gene Ontology annotation, molecular function: actin filament binding. NCBI's taxonomy places the organism in Eukaryota, Metazoa, Chordata, Aves, Piciformes, Picidae. The record is from RefSeq and is a predicted model, not a curated record. The coding region runs from base 52 to 507 and encodes 151 amino acids. Gene Ontology annotation, biological process: regulation of actin filament polymerization; Arp2/3 complex-mediated actin nucleation; cell migration. Gene Ontology annotation, cellular component: cytoplasm; actin cytoskeleton; Arp2/3 protein complex. The transcript is spliced from 4 exons.
GGGCGCGCCUGCCGUGCGCGCGUGUCCGCGGCAGGCGCGAGCGGGGCGGCCAUGGCGAAGCACACGGUGUCCUCGGCGCGGUUCCGCCGGGUGGAUGUCGAUGAGUACGACGAGAACAAGUUUGUGGACGAGGAGGACGGAGGCGACGGGCAAGCGGGGCCCGAUGAGGGCGAGGUGGAUUCAUGCCUGCGGCAAGGGAACAUGAUGGCUGCACUACAGGCGGCUCUGAAGAACCCUCCUAUCAACACAAAGAACCAGGCAGUGAAGGACCGUGCAGAAAGCAUUGUCCUGAAGGUCCUCAUUUCCUUCAAAGCCAACGACAUUGAGAAGGCAGUGCAGUCACUGGACAAGAACGGGGUUGACCUGCUGAUGAAGUACAUCUACAAAGGCUUUGAGAGCCCCUCUGACAACAGCAGUGCUGUGCUGCUGCAGUGGCAUGAGAAGGCGCUGGCUGCUGGAGGAGUGGGGUCCAUCGUGCGUGUUCUGACUGCCAGGAAAACGGUUUAAAUCCAGCAACAAGCAGCUGUCUGCCCUCCAGGGCCUGGGAAGUGCUGGUGCAAACCCCAGACCACCAAAUGCCGUUGCUGCCCCGUGGACAGUGCCUGUCUCUCAGCUUGCCUUCUUGCUGCUGCUUUCAUACCUGACCAGUAAUGCAUAUCGUGAUCUCUUCUUAUGUUUUUGUGGUUAAAUUCUGGAAAAUUAUGAAGGUGCAAUUUUGUUUCUAACAGGAAUAUUUGGGACUGGUGAACAUUUCAGUGACAGCAUCUAGCAACAGUCACAGCUUUGUCUUUAGGGUGAUUGGCAUUUGUGUGUAAUUAUGGCUGAUUACAACCUGACUUUCCAAGUAAGUGCUGAGGGACUGAGGGCGAUGUCCUAAUUCUUUCUGCUAGCCAAGCUGUGUUUUGCCCUAAGAUCUAUAUUUGAGAAGUGAGGCAGCUAUUAACAUAGGUAAUGGGACCAUGCUUCCUUUGGUGAACCUCUGAACCUACUGCCUUGAAAAGCCUUGAACAGGACAGCAAGCAAAAACUUUCUGACCCCAAUUAUCAUUCCCGAGAGCUUACCCUCACAUCUCACAGCCUGCUCAGGUUCCUUAUGAUGAGUCAGGUCUGCAGCAGGGAGGUCAUGAAAUUGUCCAUCGUGCAGUUGGGAUGAUAGAACUU